AUGGCGCCGCUGCUGGGCAAUUGGGAUGGAGACGCCACUCCAUCAUCACAUUCAUCCAACAAGGAUGUCGAUUCUAUGAAAAGCGUUCUCUAUGUGGAUGCCUACGACUCAUUUUCUUACAAUGUGGUCGCAAUGCUUGAGGAGACGCUGGGCGUCCAAGUCACCGUAAUGACAAUUGACUCUGACUGGCCGGACGGCAACAUGAACGAAUUCCUCCGACACUAUGAAGCGAUCGUAUUAGGUCCCGGUCCUGGAAAUCCCAAUCUGCCCAAAGACGUCGGCAUCAUGCGAGAUAUCUGGAAUCUGCGGGAUGCCGAGCUGCUUCCGGUCUUCGGCAUCUGUCUGGGCUUUCAGAGUUUGUGUCUACACUACGGUGUCCCGAUCGAGCGUCUGCCUUAUCCACUGCAUGGUCAGGUCCGGCAUAUUUCAACAACAUCAAAGGAUAUCUUUGAAGGCCUAUCCGAUGUGGAGGUUACGCUUUAUCACUCGCUGUACGCCAAUCUGGAUGCCGUGAGCAGACCGCGGGGUUUGCCGUCUGACGAUCUUGAAUUCUUGGCGUGGCUUCCUCUUGAGAAGCGGUCUGGUUCGGUAGCCCAAAUACCAAUGGCAGUCUGUCAUCGCCAAAAGCCAUUUUGGGGUGUUCAAUUUCAUCCUGAAUCUUGCAAGUCGGAAAAGGAUGCUUGCAAAACGUUGCUGUUGAAUUGGUGGCGCAAGGCUCUUACGUUUAAUAAGAUCGUCGGGCGCGGGGGAUAUGCGAUCCUUCCUGAGACGAUCAUCACUCCACACGAAGAUACAAAGUGCUUCCCGGAAAUCGCAUAUGAAAUGUUGAAGUGGAGCUCAUCCACGUCUUCCUCUUCGGCAUGUCGAUCUCUCAAUCGAGGCAAUUUGACUGCAGAGUCUAUCAGCGAGCUGUUCAACAAGCCUGGAGCACCGACAGUGCUGUUUCAGUCAAAUGGUCGCUAUAACAUCAUUUCAGUUCCUAGCCCUGGUUCAUGGCGAUUCGAAUUCAACGUUGAGUUUCUGAAGUUGAUCAUGUAUCAACUCAACGCUGACGGCAAAACAGUCGAAGAUUCCUUGACCGUCACUCAAGUCUGGGAUGCUCUUCGAUACUUGAUGGAAAUGAAAAAGGUCCACUCGGGCAGCGCUGGAGUUCCCUUCUGGGGUGGCUUCCUGGGAUAUUUCUCCUACGAGCUGGGCCUGGCCUGCCUGCCUCAUCCCAAGGGAUCUUCGACGCCGCCAACAUCUCAUGAAAGCGCUUCCCGCAAAUCGUCCCAGAGUUCUGGAAACAAUCCGGCCGACGUUAGUUUAUUAUGGUGUGAAAGGAGCAUCGUCAUCGACAACACCACUGGAAAUAUCAUCAUACAGUCAACCUGCGAGUUCGAUAACCUGCCAUGUGGCUGGCUCGACGAGACAUUGCAACUGCUACAGGAGUCUUCUGGAGCCGUUCAAAACAAUGAAACUGUCGAUACCCAAUUCCUAGACUCUAUCCUCCGAGAUGGUCAAAUCACAUUCCCAGAGGAAGCGACCUACAAACAGCAAAUCGAGGCUUGCCAAGCCGAACUAGAAGCCGGUGAAUCAUACGAGCUCUGUCUAACAUCUGAGACAUCAAUCACACUACCGACCCCCGCAACAGAAGAAGACCAAGCCAUUUUCCCCUGGAAACUAUACAAGAAACUAAGAAAAUACAACCCGGCCGCAUUCAGCGCCUUCGCAGACCUCGGCCCCGCCAAAAUCGUCAGCAGCAGUCCCGAAUGCUUCCUCAACUGGGACCGCACCUCCAUGCUAGAAAUGAAACCCAUGAAAGGGACCGUCCGCAAAACACCAGACAUGACCAUGGAAAAAGCCCGUGAAAUCUUAGGAACGACGAAAGAAAUGGCCGAGAACCUGAUGAUCGCUGAUUUAAUUCGCCACGAUCUAUACGGGAUCUGUGGAUCAGGCGGUGUUCGCGUCGAGAAGUUACUUGAAGUCGAGGAUCAUGGGAGAGUUUACCAGAUGAUCACGCAUGUGAAGGGUGAAGUUCGCGCAGAACAACUCGGGUAUGCUGUAAGGCAUAUGCCUCAGUUGAAAUCGUCGAAUAUGGCCGUUCAUGGUCUCACAGCGCUUCAGCGUUGUCUGCCUCCGGGGUCCAUGACUGGUGCGCCGAAGGAGCGCUCGUGCUUACACCUCCGGCACAUUGAAGCGCGGAAGCGCAGUAUCUACUCUGGCGUGAUGGGGUAUCUUGACCUUGGCGGCGGAGGAAGUUUCUCAGUUCUGAUUCGAACCGCUUUUACUCGCUUCCCAGAUGAGACUCAAAGCCAUCAGACGUGGAGGAUUGGUGCCGGUGGCGCAGUGACUACCCUCAGCACAGCCGAGGGCGAAUGGCAAGAGAUGUUGACCAAGCUGCGGACCGUGUGCAACGUGUUUACUCCGUCAGAGCCCAUAGCGUCGGGACUUUAG
Penicillium daleae is the source of this 2436-nucleotide messenger RNA. It is a transcript of the gene pabA, whose product is annotated as aminodeoxychorismate synthase pabA. The coding region runs from base 1 to 2436 and encodes 811 amino acids. The record is from RefSeq and is a predicted model, not a curated record. Gene Ontology annotation, biological process: L-tryptophan biosynthetic process. Lineage: Eukaryota; Fungi; Ascomycota; Eurotiomycetes; Eurotiales; Aspergillaceae. The transcript has a single exon.